Mangifera indica (mango) is the source of this 1022-nucleotide messenger RNA. RefSeq names its product putative methyltransferase DDB_G0268948. Lineage: Eukaryota; Viridiplantae; Streptophyta; Magnoliopsida; Sapindales; Anacardiaceae. The transcript has 2 exons. The record is from RefSeq and is a predicted model, not a curated record. Gene Ontology annotation, molecular function: S-adenosylmethionine-dependent methyltransferase activity.
UCAACUCAGAUCAGGCCACGUAAAUCUAAGCGAAAUUUUAUUAAAACAAAAAAUUGAUGUCACAGGUGUAAUCCACAAUUCAAAUUAAACUACCCCAAACAACAGUCACUUUUCCAACCAGUCAGCUUAGAACAUUAAACAGAUGAAGCAAUCACUUUCUAUGUCCCUCUGAUUCUACCAAAAACAACUGAGAGUUGAAGAUUAUAUAGCUCAAUUGGAGGACAAAGCAGCUGAGAAAAAUGGCAGGAUUGUUCGACAAACAAGCCAAGAUAUAUUUGGAUGCAAGGCCAAAAUACCCAACUGAUUUGUAUUUGAAGCUAUCUCAUCUUACUCCUUGUCAUUCUCUGGCUAGGGAUGUCGGCACCUGCAAUGGCCAAGCGGCAAUCAGUGUUGCUAAAUAUUACGAAUGAGUGAUUCCAAUAGAUAUAAGUGAAACAUAACUAAAGUCUGCAAUACUAAAUCCUCAAGUUGAAUACAAGCACACCGCAUCAUCCAUGUCUGAGGAUGAACUAGUAGCUCUAAUCGGAGGGGACAAUUCAGUUGAUCUGGUAACCGUGGUCAAAACCAUUCACUGGUUUGACCUAGAAAAUUUCUAUUCAAUUGUAAAAUGAGUUCUGAAAAAACCAGGAGGUAUAAUUGCAGUUUGGGGCUACAAUGAUUUAAAAGUAAGCCCUGAAUUUGAUACUAUAAUGAAGGAGCUACGUGAUGUAACAACACCAUUUUGGAACCCUAAAAUCAACUACUUAUUAGAAGGGUACAAGACCCUUGCAUUUCCUUUUCAAAGUGUAGGGUUAGGGGUUGAAGGGGAGCCAAUGGCAUUUGAGAUUCCAAAGAAGUUGGCAUUUGAAGGGUGUUUAAGUUUGCUAAAAUCUUCUUCUACAAUUACUUCGGCUAAGGAACAAGGGGUGGACUUGUUAUCUGAAAACCAAGUUAAGAAACUUGAGACUGCAUGGGGAGGGCAAGACUUGAUUAGGUCUGUCUCUUACAAGGCCUUUAUGCUAGCUGGAAAAGUUAAGAUUUGA